AUCAUUCAUUCAUUUAAUUUUGAAAGCAUGCAGCAGCAAUAUUAUGGUUAUCUUUUAUUUUUGAUACCUUUAAUAGCAGUGUUUGUAAGUUAUUCCCUACACGAAAUUGAAGAAGGUCAUAUGUCUGUUUAUUACAGAGGAGGGGCCUUGUUGUCAUCAACGAAUGGUCCAGGAUACCAUCUUAUGGUUCCGUUUCUAACAUCAUACAAAACUGUUCAAGUAACACUACAAACUGAUGAGGUGAAAAAUGUUCCAUGUGGCACAAGUGGUGGGGUUAUGAUUUAUUUUGAUAGAAUUGAAGUUGUCAAUAUUUUAAAUCCCUCCAGUGUACAUGCUAUAGUUAAAAACUACACUGCUGAUUAUGACAAAACUCUAAUAUUUCACAAAGUGCAUCAUGAACUCAAUCAGUUUUGUAGUGUUCAUACUCUUCAAGAAGUUUACAUAGAUCUAUUUGAUAAAAUUGAUGAAGAUUUGAGAAGUGCUCUUCAAAAGGAUCUUAAUAAUAUGGCUCCUGGGCUCACUGUUACCUCUGUGAGAGUUACUAAACCUAAGAUACCAGAAUCAAUCAGAAAAAAUUAUGAAUUAAUGGAAGCAGAGAAAACCAAAUUGCUGAUAUCGAUACAAAAGCAGAAGGUGGUUGAAAAAGAAGCGGAAACAGACAGGAAAAGAGCUAUCAUAGAGGCUGAAAAGAUUUCUCAGGUAGCCCAAAUAACUCAAGAUCAAAGGAUAAUGGAGAAGGAGUCUCUUAAGAAGAUGUCUCAGAUAGAUGAUGAAGCGACAUUAGCUCGAAAAAGGUCUCAAGCUGAUUCCGCUUAUUACGAAGCCCUGAAAAACGUUGAAUCUAACAAACUCUUGUACUCACCUCAAUUUCUCCAGCUCAAAUUGUACGAGGCUCUUACCAGUAAUGUCAAGAUGUACUUUGGACCUAAUAUUCCUCACUUCAUUGCAGAAAAUAUGAACCCGCUCAAUUUUACUAACCAAUUCAAAACACUUUGAUAGAGAAUUGAUCAUUUAAAAUUAUAUAUAUAUUUUUAAACCUUUCUUUCUCGAAAAUCAAAGAAAGAUUUUUGAAAAUUUGUCAUACAAUAUCAAAGAUAAA
Messenger RNA from Gordionus sp. m RMFG-2023, 1099 nucleotides. RefSeq names its product erlin-1-like. Gene Ontology annotation, biological process: SREBP signaling pathway. The transcript is spliced from 11 exons. Gene Ontology annotation, cellular component: endoplasmic reticulum; endoplasmic reticulum membrane. Gene Ontology annotation, molecular function: cholesterol binding; ubiquitin protein ligase binding. The record is from RefSeq and is a predicted model, not a curated record. Lineage: Eukaryota; Metazoa; Nematomorpha; Gordioida; Chordodea; Parachordodidae. The coding region runs from base 28 to 996 and encodes 322 amino acids.